Messenger RNA from Linum trigynum, 2339 nucleotides. The record is from the annotation of a GenBank genome assembly. Lineage: Eukaryota; Viridiplantae; Streptophyta; Magnoliopsida; Malpighiales; Linaceae.
GCAAGAAGGGGCAAGCUGGACAGUGCACGAAAGCUGUUCGACAGAAUGCCAGAACGAAUUGUUGUGUCGUGGAACAUCAUGAUUUCAGGCUACUCCUAGUGGGGGAAGUUGGACGAGUCUCUUCCUCUGCUCUCUUUGAUGCAUGUUUCAGGUCUCAGGUUGAGUGAGUCCACUGUAUAUGCUAGUCGCCGGGAGUCGGUUUCUGGUGGGAAGCAGAUUCAUUGUCUUGUUGUGAAACCUAGUUGGGAGAGUUUAGAGCUUGUUGGCAGCUAGUUGUUGCAAUUUUAAGCGAGUUGCAAGGAGAUUGGGGAAGCAAAGUUAGUGUUUGAUGAGUUUGUUGGUGGGAAUGAGACUCUGUGGAGUUCGAUGCUGGUGGGUUACGUGCAGUGUGCAUUGAUGAGUGAGGCUCUGCACUUGUUAAUAUUCCUAGAAAGGAUGUGGUUUCUUGGAAUAUGUUGAUUUCAGGGUAUGGCAAGAGCGAUGGUGAUGGCGAAAAAGCUCUGCACUUGUUUCAGUGGAUGAGAAGAAGUAGGGAAGUGGUGCCAGAUGAGUUCACUUUGGAUGGUGUUAUAAGAGUUUAUGGGAAGCUUGGUGCUUUGAAUACAGGGAUGGCUGUUCAUGGGAUUGCGAUAAAGAGUGGCUUGGUAUCUGAUCAAUCCAUUGAAGGUGCUUUGGUUGGACUUUAUUGUGAUUGUGAACAUAUCGAUUAUGCCAGGAAUGUUUAGAAUGGAAUUGCUAACCCAAGUUUAGAUGCAUCCAACUAGCUUAUUCAAGGUUUUUUGUAUAGGAUUGACGAGGCAGAGGUGGUUUUUAACGGUUUGAAUAAAAAAAAUACAGUUUCAUACAAUGUGAUGAUCAAAGGUUAUGCAAUGAAUCUAGAGUUGAGGAUUCAAAGCCUAUGUUUGAAAACCUACCUGAAAAGUAUCAUUUGUUCCAAUACUAUGAUUUCAGUGUAUGCCAGGAACGGGGAAAUUCAAAAAGCUUGUAUGCUUUUUGAAGAAGUGAAAGGAGAGCGAAACCCUGUGAUGUGGAAUUCGAUGGUGUCUUCUUUCAUUAAGAAUGAACUGUAUAAGAUGCUCUGAAACUGUACCUCACCAUGUGCCAGUCGUCGAUAAGCUGUACUCAAUCAUCUUUCUCUGUGAUAUUGCGAGCAUGUUCUGGCCUGGGCUCGCUUCAGCUGGGUAAAAUGCUUCAUUCACAUGUAACCAAAACGCCUUAUGAAUCCAAUGUUUAUGUAGGGACCUCUUGUUGAUAUGUACUCAAAAUGUGGGAGUAUUUAUGAUGCUUGGAUGCUAUUUUCAACCAUCUCAUCACCUAAUGUUGCAGCAUGGACAACACUUAUGAAUGAGUAUGCACAUAAUGGACUUGGCUCUGAGGAAAUUCUACUCUUCAAUCGUAAGAUUGGGCAAAAAAUAGUCCCAAACGGUCGGUUUGGCCAAGUAUUAGAAGCUGAGGAGUUUGUGAAAGCAAUGCCAAUUGAAGCAGAUAUUGUUGUUUGGAUGACUUUGCUUAGUGCUGGCUGGUUCUGGAAAAAACAUCAGCUUAUGUCAUUUUGUCUAACAUCUAUGCAGAUUUGGGGAAAUGUUGAUUAUGUUUUCUAAACCAACAUCAGCUUAUGUCAUUUUGUCUAACAUCUAUGCAGAUUUGGGGAAAUGGGGCAGGAAAAUGACUAUGAGAAAUAGAUUGACGAGCUUAGAAGUGAAAAAACACCCUGGAUGUAGUUGUAUCGAGCUGAACAAUGGUCUUCAUGUAUUCUCCGUGCAAACUAGAAGCCACCUAGAUUCUAGUGUUGUUUAUGCAACUUUGUAUAAUCUAAAAGCUAAUUCAGCACCUAGCUUAGAAAAUACUUUAUAUUAAAAUGUUGACAGCAUAAUGAAAGGUUCAUGUCAUGCUAAUGGUUAACUGUUUUUGGUUUAUUGGUCCAACAUGUACAAGUUUUAUCCCCUCUCCACCUUUGUUAGUGAACUUGUUUAUGGUCUCUGUACUCACUUGCAACUCUGAUUUGAUUGUUUUAGAUAGCUUGGGAGAAGCUUGCAUGUGUAUUAACUGUUUAUCUCGUGGUAGGUGAAGUUUAAAUUUGACAAUCAACUUUCAGGAGAAUGUUUCUAAGUUUCUCAUUGACAUCUCAUACAUUGUCUAGUUAACAUUCAUUUUCUCUACCUUUCAAAUAGUCAAAGACUGCAUUGUCUCUUCAUCAGUACGUCUUAUUCAUUGAUAGUUUUCAUUUUACUCGGUGUUAUCUUCAUCUUUUGUGCUUGUGCUUCAUGUGAGGUUUGACUGUGGUUGAUGGUCGACUGCACCGUGGCUUAAUGAUCGCGGAAUAUAUACGCGCUCUAACC